Trichoderma harzianum CBS 226.95 is the source of this 508-nucleotide messenger RNA. RefSeq lists its product as hypothetical. The transcript has a single exon. Bases 198 to 467 code for a protein of 89 amino acids. NCBI's taxonomy places the organism in Eukaryota, Fungi, Ascomycota, Sordariomycetes, Hypocreales, Hypocreaceae. The record is from RefSeq and is a predicted model, not a curated record.
CAGGGGCGUCACCGUCACGACGCCGUCGCUGACGCGCAUCCUGCUCGAGGGGCCUGAUCGAGAGGUGCUCAUGAGUUUUGCUGGUGUGGUGCGCAAGUGGAGGCCGCCGGAGCCGUACAAGGGCAAGGGCGUGUUUAUAAAUGACCAGACGAUCAAGUUGAAGCAGAAGAAGAUUAAAUAAAUGACACGACUAUGACAUGAGAGAGGGGAAAGGGCUUAGGGUCAAUGAUGAUGUGGUGGCUAUGAAUAAAAAGGAGUGUGGGGGGAGAAACGACAAAUGUACAAUAUGUGGUCUUUUGGUAUGGGUGUUUGACAGACUUGUAUUAUCAUCAGUUGAAAACAAAAAGGGCCUCUUUCGCGAGGUAUUUAGACACACACACACACACACACACACACACACAUAUAUAUAUAUAUAUAUACCUAUAUAUACCAUAUCUGUAUAUUCCCAAUCAUCAUUCAAGAUUUAAACAUGGGUAGAUAAAAAUUUGUUUAGUCCCUUACGAUGGUA